CAGUGGUUGCCAUUUGGGCCAUGAGACCGGGGCCCUGGGACGAAGCUGGAGCUGGAGCCAGGGAGGAGAGUAACCUGCCAGCGAGCAGCUUUUCUGAAGACUUUCUGAAGAAGCUUGUGUCUGUGACUGCGGCCGCUUUGGGGAAACCAGAAGACCGCAUGCAUGUGGUGGUGCAUCCUGGUCUUCCCAUGAUAAUAAAAGGAUCCUGCGCCCCUUGUGCCAUCCUCUCUGUGUCAGCCAUUGGAGCCACAGACUCUGCAGAGAAGAACAAGGACCACAGCGCAAAGAUCUUCAGCUUCCUCACCAGCGAACUCAACCUCACUGAAGACAGGAUUGGGAUCAUGUUCAACGCUCUACAGCCCCAUCAAGUGGGCAAGAAGGGAACUGUCAUGAGCUUUUUGUAAACGUCUCAGUUGAAGUCAGGGAAGAAUAUUUAGACGGUAUACACCUAGUUUUGUUAGUAUUUUCUUUUUUAUAUUUGCACAAAACAAAUGGAAAACUCACCUCAUUUUAUUGAAGGCUAAAAGUGUAGGUCAUUUUAAAAUUAUUUUAAUAUUGCGUAUAACAGUGAGUGAUUUCUGGAGUUCUGAGUUUUCAUGAGGCCUGGCCUGUAUAUCUACUGAGAGAAAAAAUCGUCUGUGUUUCCUUUAUAUGCAGGUUAAGGUAUUGGCGACCCAGGAUUAGUUGCGAUUGUAAUGUGACCAAGAUUCUUGGCCGUUUCAGCACAAUCCAAAUGAAGGAUAACUUUACUGUAAACAUAAUCCAUUUCUUUUGUAACAACACAAGAAGGAUUUAAGGCACAUUUAUUGUAGUUAUCGUUUAAAGUGCAAAUGACAGGUUUCGAUUUUUAAAAAAUUAUUCUUUGGUUUGGUGGGAUAGUACCUGUGGUAAAUUUUCAUAGUUUAAUAUCAGUUAAGUAAGUGGCAGUUUGUGGAAAAAAACCCAGGAGGUACUGUUGAGUUAUGAAACAGAAUACACCUGUCAUCAACACAGAAUAUUCCAUCCAAAAUGCAGAGACAAUUACAGAAGAGCAUUUUAUUCGUGAAAAAAAUUAUAGUUAUCCUGUAUUAUGAAAUUUUAAUUAUGGGAUACAUUUCUCGUAAUCAUGAGAUAGUGUUCUCCUAAUGAUAAUAUAACUUUAUUGAUCAGGUUACUGCACAUGAUACAGUUCAGUGUGUGAGGACAGCGUACGUGCACCGUGAUGAAGUCUCCUGAUUUACUGCACAUUAUUUUACUAAUAUGGGCUAAUCUUCAAGAAGAUGGGUGUGCUCACAGUAACCCAAUUGAACCGGCACAUUUCGGACUUUGGCAUGGUUGAAGGAGGUGGGCCAAGGUACUGCACGUUGCUCGUAUAUGGCCACACAUGCGAUUUUGGUGUUGAGCUGCCUUGAAUUAGGACGGUGGGCCAAGACAAAAGUUUAGCAGCAUCUUGUCUCCUUGCCACUCCACUCUAUUGUUUAAUCCAAUCUGACAGGAACAUCACAGCAGGACUAAAAUCUGCCUCACUAUUUCAGAGAUACUUCAUACCGCUGGGCUUAUUUCUCAGCUAAACUGUUAGCACUUCAGUGCCACAUAUAAACAAACGGCAUUAUUUGACAACGUGGCUUGAUUUGUGCGGGUGUGAGUGUGGGUCAUGAAACGUUCUGCAAAUAUGCUUGAGCACCGCACGGUUCAGAUAGAUCCAGAAGGAGUCAAGCUGAGGUCACACUGCCACCUCUGGAGUGCCAAAUUUAUUAUUGCUUGUAGACUCUUACAACAAGCUAAAGCCAUAUGGAAUAUCAAUGGUGUGGUGGACGGAUUCUCAGUAAAAAUUAUAAACCUCACCAAAAAAAAAAAAAAAAAAAAAAAAACUAGUUAAGAUUUUUAAUACACAAUGAUGUUUUGGUGAAAUGGGUAGUCUAACCUGUCAUAUACACUUCAAACACAUUCUCAUAUUUCAUUUGACUGAUUGUGCAAGGUGCAAUAAACUUUGCCUGGGAAAUCCAGAAUGAUAUAUCUCUGUAUUUUAGUAUUAAGUGAUGAAGAAAUGUGUAUUUUGAAUUCCAGGCAACAAUAAACCAGUACAUACCUCACUGUUUUAGGUUUUUGUUGGACAGCAGCUAUUCUGUUUUUAAAUUACUGUGAUUUUCAUUUUGAUCUACAAAUGUUCAGUAUCUUGAGCUUACCAACAUUCAAC
Molecule: messenger RNA, 2176 nt
Organism: Periophthalmus magnuspinnatus
Lineage: Eukaryota; Metazoa; Chordata; Actinopteri; Gobiiformes; Gobiidae
Product: D-dopachrome decarboxylase-A-like
Exons: 4
Coding region: 21-404 (127 amino acids)
Molecular function (GO): phenylpyruvate tautomerase activity
Source: RefSeq, a predicted model, not a curated record